Molecule: messenger RNA, 2223 nt
Organism: Didymodactylos carnosus
Lineage: Eukaryota; Metazoa; Rotifera; Eurotatoria; Philodinida; Philodinidae
Source: the annotation of a GenBank genome assembly
AUGUGUGAUGGUGUUGCGAACUUACAAGCUGCAUUUCGGGAAUUCUCUCGUAAUAAUAUUGAACGCAUCCAUUGUCUUGCUCAUAAAAUUCAUUUGAUAGUAUGUAAUGGUCUCGGCCUAUGGGUGGCACCAAAAAUUGUUAUCAACGAUGAAGAUAUUGAGGAGCAGGAGAAGAAUGGAAGUUCAGAUGAUGAGGAAGAUGAAAGAUUAAGCCAGAAUAUGGUUAACAUAAGAAUUGACGACGAUAUGCGAUCAGUAUUGUCUAGCCAACAAUCAAAUGAAAAUCAGGAAGAACAUGGCGAGGACGAGAAUAUGGAUGACGAUUCGGAUGAAAAUCGAGAGUUGGAAGAAUCAGACGAAGAAUUAUAUGAAGAUAAUUUUACGGUGGGACUUAUCGAAGAUGUUGACAAUCGAUCGGUUGGUGAAAAUGGAGCAAUAGUUGCUUUUCUUCAAAAUGAGGAGAAUGAAGAAGAACUAACACAACAAUUAAAACAUUCAUUGUUAAAAAAAAUUAAACAAUAUGUUACCUAUGAUAGUGAUCAAUUUCAAAAACUAAAAUUAUAUGGCUAUUUCGAUCCGAUCGGCUUUUCUGUAUUAACAAACAACGAACGUGCAUCGAUCGAACGACAAAUAAAAGAAAUUUAUAAAGGUGCACCGUACAUCAAUGCACAACAACCACCAAUAAAUUCUACACUUUCCUCAUCAACAACCUACAAAACAAAAGAUCGAAAAGCAAAAUCUUCUCUAUUCACAUCCGAACAGUUUCUUGAAUCCGUUGGUAAAGAAGCUAAUGGAACAACAAGCAAAGUUAAGCCAUCGUCAGUUCAAGAUGAAAUUAAAAUAUACCGACAACUGGCAGCGAAAACAGUAUCAGAUGAGACGUAUGAUAAAAAUGCCUUAUCAUUCUGGAGAAGGAAUUGUAAUCAAAUACCGAUAAUGGUCACCAAACAACUUCAAAUGAACAAUCUAACUAAUAAAACAUUUGAUCAAGUAUCAAGAAUUGGUGAAAAGAUUGAACGUCGUCUUUCACAAAGUAAUAGUUCCGAUAAUUUGAAACGCAGUGGUAGUGGACUAGAAUUAUCAGCAACCUCUGUUGGCGCCUUUGGAAACUAUAAUAAUUAUAGUCAGCAACAGCAACAAGUGCAGGCUUAUGGUUACGGUGGUGAAAAUCAAGGAGCUUAUGGAGGAAACUACGGUGGCCAAUUUAGAGCAAUAAAGAGUAGUCCAUUCAGGACGUACAGGCGGUAUGGCAGGUAUAUCUCGAAAGUCAGACGAAGACGACGCUGUUUUGAUCAAAAAUUAUUUUCUAAGCAAAGAGCUUCUUUCGCAGAAGUUUUGAUUUCAGUAGAAAAUACGUGAAAGGAACUUUUUGAAAGGUUGAUUUACUUACCGAAUGUCCCAUGCAGUUUAACAUUUGGUUAUGAAUCUAAUCUCUUCUAGUGGAAAGUACUGUUCCUGGACUAGGUAUGCUCGACCUCGGUAUCCAUACCGAAACCGAAAAUUCCAACUUUUUUGGACUUUUUCAUUUGAAAUGUUUCUGUUUUUCCUUUUAUUAAAUAUUCGUCGUCGUUUUUACAAAGUACAUAUAUUUUUUAUAUAUAAAAUAAAACUAAAAUUUCAAAAGAUCUCUUUUCGUUAUUAUUUAUUCAAGCAACAUUCUCUUAUUAUUUCUCGCGCUUUAUUUCACCUUUCGUACUCCUGUUAGUACACAAAAAAAUUAAAAGAUCAAAAAACCAACUUUUCAAAAGAAACUUGGUAAGCUUUUCCUUUCCUUUUCGUUAUCUUUCCGCUUUACUUCUCUUCUUCUUCGAUUUAUUGUUAAUUGUAAAACACCCUCACCCUCACCCUUUUUUCAAUAUAUCACCAAUAUGGACAUCUUUAUUGCCUCACAGACCACGUCUCUCCACAAGUUUGAACUGUAGGAAGAAAGAUUCACAUUUGUUUUCGGCUUUUCUUUCAUUACUUGAUAGACUGUAUGGAAAUGCAUUGAUGGUAAAAAUUUCACUUUUUCAUUCAGGGUCAUUGUAAAGGGAUUAUGGAACUUUCGUCACACCACACUUUCGUCAUUAUGACGAACGCACUUUUGUCAUACAUGACGAAAGUUCCUUGGGGGGAGGUACUCCUCGGGAACUGUCGUCACCAAAGUGUGAAUUUUCGUCACACACACGAAAAAUUUCGUUGCAUGAGGCGAAUUUUCGUCACAGUAGUGGUGAACUUUCGUCA